UGGCAACGUGGUCGUACCAAAGGCCUUUAAGGCAUUUAACUAAACACGCAAUACGCGUGUUUGGGUAAUCCAUCCUUUCCUGUAUAAAGCUUGGCCCCUCGCAUCCCUUACCCCCAACACGGAGUAAGCUAUUCCUGCCUCUUCCGCGGCACGCGCACACAGUUCUUUGCAUCCCUUGUCCCCGACUCCGAAUAAGAUAUCCCAACUGUAGCGAAAUACUCUUAGGAUCCUCCUCAUCCCAUGUCUUCCAUAAUCGACAAGUGUUAUACCUCGCUCCUCCUCUUCCCCUCGAAGUCGCCCCUCAAGCCCUCCCCCUCGCCGUCCUCCUCUCGCCACUUCGAAGAAACUCUCGCUCUUCGUCUCAGCUCCCUCCUCCCAAUCCCCGGCCACUCGCUGCAGGUCCCCCUUCCUUGGGUGGCCGGCGCCGUCCACCUCCUCGCCCUCACCCUUGCCAGCGCCGCGGCCCUCGUCUCCGACCACUCCCUCCGCGGCCCCGACCCGGAUGACCUAGUUGCCCUCCUCGACGCCGGCGUUACUCUCCUCGACGCAUGCAACGCCGCCUCCGCCGAGGUCGCCAGGUUGGAGCGCUGGCUCCUCCCCCUUCGCUUCGUUCUCCGCCUCCUCUCCGACGAGGAGUCGCUGACGAAAGAGAGAAUCCGACGGGCGCAGAAGGCGAUAGUCGAGUGGGAGAGCGCGCCGAGCUGCGAGAUCGAGGGCUCAGCAGGCAAGACGAUCCGGAUAAUGGCGCCGGAUGAGCCGCCGCGUGGCAAGGCGUCGGUCGUGCGGAGGGCGACGUACGCGGUGGAGGCUGUCUCGCGCCUGGUAACGGCGGCAACGAUGGGGGCGAUCGGCAAAGGGGAGGCCGCUCUCCCGCACGACAUACGGGUCUCCAGCGACUGGCCGUGGGCGGAGGCCUACAACGAGGUCGCGGCGAAAGUUUCCGCCCGAAUAGGAACGGUGCCCCCCAGCGAGCUGGAGGCGGUGGAGGCGUCAGUGAGGAAGUUGAAGGCGGUGAUUUGCUGGGAGGAGCACGGAGACCGAAUGGAGAGGCUGGGGAUGGCGGUGGCAGCGUUGGAGAGCGCGACGGAGGAAAUGACGGACGGGUUGGACCGGCUGACGGGCAGCGUCAACGGAGCGUUUCACGCGGCGAUGGGAACGAGGAAUGCCGCGUUGAGCCGCCUCCGGUCUGCUGCAAGUCGGCAUCGCAAGCAACUGUUGCACGCAAAACGGAAGCACUACUAAAUAGUAAUUAAGGCGAAUUCGUGCGAAAAGUUUGUUACCUUUCAAAAUUUUUCGCAAAAUAUUUUUAUUUUUAAAAAAUUAGAAACAAUAUUUUUUUUUUCAAAAUAAUCAUUUUAUUUUCGAAGUUCUCCCUAAUUAGAACCAAAAUGGCAAUGUAGAAACUCGCUAUUUAAUGUAAAUAUAUCUGAUGUAUAUCUUGUUUUA
Molecule: messenger RNA, 1446 nt
Organism: Musa acuminata AAA Group (dessert banana)
Lineage: Eukaryota; Viridiplantae; Streptophyta; Magnoliopsida; Zingiberales; Musaceae
Exons: 1
Coding region: 241-1242 (333 amino acids)
Source: RefSeq, a predicted model, not a curated record